Molecule: messenger RNA, 1591 nt
Organism: Pisolithus orientalis
Lineage: Eukaryota; Fungi; Basidiomycota; Agaricomycetes; Boletales; Pisolithaceae
Exons: 1
Coding region: 143-1309 (388 amino acids)
Source: RefSeq, a predicted model, not a curated record
CAUUCAUCCAGAGAAGCUACGUCGGCUACCAGGCUGCCCGUCCACCAGUACAGCCCGAGUACUGUGGUUCGUAGUCGUCUUGUUGUCGUGUAUUUAUGCUCGUCCGUACAGCAGCAGCGUGGCCCUCGACGACCAGAACCCCAUGGACAACUUUUCCUACAAGGACGGCAUUCGUGCUGCAUUCGCCUCGUGCUGCUCAUGUUUUACCGCGGCCUCAUCUUCGAAUACGACCGGGCAGUCUUCCAACACGCCCAUUUCCCGUUCCAACACCCCGGGUUCAAACGACCUCGAACACCUUUUGAGAGACACAGACUCGGACGCUCUGUCGUUGCACUCUAACAUCGGUGCUUCCCCUCGUCGAAGAGCAAGGCAACGUAGACGUCCCAAAUUCUCCCUUACACUCUUCGGAUACACUCUUGUUGGGCGUCCCCCAAUAUACUUAUCGGAUGACGAGGACGAAGGAACCCAAGGCCGGCACAGGGCCCUCACCACCACAUCCUCCUUUACGUUCGACUCCGACGCUGCACCUGUGGAUGCCAUCACUAUCGAGCGCUUGACAUCACCGGAUCAUCAUGAAGCUAUUCAGAGAGAGCUGGAAGUGCGCAGGCGAGAGGAACAGGAACGGGCAACUCGGAGGGCCCAACGUAGGGCUCGUCGCGAGGAACGUAAAGCCAAUGCCCACGCUUCUGCAUUAAUGGCACUCACCAGCGGAGUGCCCGCAGAAGACGAUGAGUUCGAGGGAUCCCAGGGCAGCAGUGCUGUCCCGAGCUUCGGCGGCGUAGAGGUGGUGUACCCGACGGACACUGGGUCAAACUCUGGCGACGCAGACGACGCAGACUUGGGAGCAGAGGCGUAUGUACGAAGGAAAGGGCCGGCGCACGGACGCAACGGGUCAACCUCAGACUCGAAAUCGCGCACAUCAGCCUCUGUCUCCACUGGAGAUGGUAGUCACGCCCAAGGCAAUAUUCUCGCCGUCUCCCAAUCCGUCCCCUAUUCCCAAACUGUGAUGCAACUCCCAGAUUUACCAAAGAAGUCUCGUCGGUCAUCCAAGAGAGCUUCUAUCAUGUCCUCGUCCACAACCUCCCAGUCCACUUCUAACGCACCAUAUACACCCCCGUCUCAUGCCGAGUACGUCCCCGCAUCACCCCCUGUUGCCUCAUUCCCUAUACCACAGGAAAGGGAGGCAGGAUCUUAUGUGCGCAAUCCAAAGAGAGGCAACCAAGAUUUCCCCAUUACGGGUUUAUCUGGUAGCAGGAGACCGAAGUCAAAAGAUAUUGGAGCUUUUUUGUCAAGUAUGAAUGACGAUUAGGGAGACGUUAUGCUACUUUUACUCCUCCGUGACCACAGUGUGUCUGAUAUUCUACCUCGUUCAUCUGGAUGUCUCCAUUUUAUACGGAUACCUUACAUCCCUCUUUACUACUUGUAUGGCUCUCGUACAGAGUGUAUCCUACUAUCAACCUUUCCCUGCGUUGAUGUCAUGGGUGAUACAUCGAUGAUAUAUCCAUUAGGUCGCUGGUUCCGGGAGUGGCGGGAGUUUCACUUCAGUGCACGAACCAAUGGCUCUCUUCCACAAAGCGUUCGUCUCUGUCAU